Messenger RNA from Caenorhabditis bovis, 813 nucleotides. The record is from the annotation of a GenBank genome assembly. NCBI's taxonomy places the organism in Eukaryota, Metazoa, Nematoda, Chromadorea, Rhabditida, Rhabditidae.
AUGCGGACAUUCUCGACCUUGGUUGUCAUUGGGCUCAUCGCCGCCGGAGCUUCGGCGCAACUCGCCGCGUGGCCAGCGCAAAGCUACUCGCCGUUCUACCAAUCCCUAUUUGGCGCCGCUUCGACACCGGUGCUCUCGGCGCCGGUGGCUCGUACCGCUCCGUCAGCUGUGCCGUUGGCCGCGCCGGCGGUUCUUGCUGCUCCAGCUCCAGUCCUGGCUGCUCCAGCUUUCGCUCCAGCUCCAAUCCCGGUAGCCGCUGCUCCAGCUUUCGCUCCGGCUCCACUCGCUGUGCCAGCUGCUCCAGUCCUUCGCGGUCCAGCGUACGCGUACGCGCCAUCGCCAGUACUCGCUCCAGUGCGUCCAGUGUUUGCGGCCCCACGCCCGCUCCUCGCUGCUCCAGCUCUUGCUCCAGCUCCAGUGGUCGCCGCCGCGCCAGCUUUGGUGCCAGCUUACGCGCCAUUCGCCAGAGCCGCCAUGUUCAUCGGAUCCAACAAGGCCAAAACUGUUGUUUUCGCGUUGGUGGCUGUUGUUGGCGGACAGCUCGCCGCCUGGCCAGCAACUUCAUACUCGCCAUUCUAUCAGUCGCUGUUCGCGCCAGCUGCUGCUCCGCUGGCUGCGGCUGCUGCUCCGGCAUACGCUCCGGCUCCAGCUCUCGCGCCGGCCUACGCUCCAGCUCCAGCCUAUGCUCCGGCUCCAGUCGCCGCUGCUCCAGCCUUCGCCCCAGCGGCUCCAGCCGUCGUGCCAGCCUAUGCUCCAUUCCAAACCGCCGCCUACUUCAUCGGUUCCAACAAGGCCAAAAGCGUCAAGGCAUAA